ACAUGGCUGUAUUUGUGUUUCACAUCUCCAUUUCAAGUUUCCUAAUAAAGAUUGUGUCAAGUAGUAGUAGUAGUAGUAGUAGUAGUAGUAGUAGUAGUAGUAGUAGUAGUAGUAGUAGUAGUAGUAGUAGUAGUAGUAGUAGUAGUAGUAGUAGUAGUAGUAGUAGUAGUAGUAGUAGUAGUAGUAGUAGUAGUAGUAGUAGUAGUAGUAGUAGUAGUAGUAGUAGUAGUAGUAGUAGUAGUAGUAGUAGUAGUAGUAGUAGUAGUAGUAGUAGUAGUAGUAGUAGUAGUAGUAGUAGUAGUAGUAGUAGUAGUAGUAGUAGUAGUAGUAGUAGUAGUAGUAGUAGUAGUAGUAGUAGUAGUAGUAGUAGUAGUAGUAGUAGUAGUAGUAGUAGUAGUAGUAGUAGUAGUAGUAGUAGUAGUAGUAGUAGUAGUAGUAGUAGUAGUAGUAGUAGUAGUAGUAGUAGUAGUAGUAGUAGUAGUAGUAGUAGUAGUAGUAGUAGUAGUAGUAGUAGUAGUAGUAGUAGUAGUAGUAGUAGUAGUAGUAGUAGUAGUAGUAGUAGUAGUAGUAGUAGUAGUAGUAGUAGUAGUAGUAGUAGUAGUAGUAGUAGUAGUAGUAGUAGUAGUAGUAGUAGUAGUAGUAGUAGUAGUAGUAGUAGUAGUAGUAGUAGUAGUAGUAGUAGUAGUAGUAGUAGUAGUAGUAGUAGUAGUAGU
This is a messenger RNA of Sycon ciliatum, 713 nucleotides long. RefSeq lists its product as uncharacterized. Lineage: Eukaryota; Metazoa; Porifera; Calcarea; Leucosolenida; Sycettidae. The transcript has a single exon. The annotation marks the transcript as partial. The record is from RefSeq and is a predicted model, not a curated record.